AUGGAAGUAACGCACCAAGAAGAACCCAUCAAUCAGCUGCUUGAACAUUCCAACAAGCGCCCUAUUGACAGGGUCCUCUCCACAUCGCCUCCUCAGGCCAUCAAGCGAGUCUGCCUUGAGCAAGACCUUCAGCAAGGCGACCACCUUCCUAGUCAGCCAAUUGACAGGGUUGGAACUUGGCUCGAAACCGGCUACCCCUUUAGUCGAGACGAGGACGUUCGCUCUGACGGUUUCGCUCAAUCUUUCACCACAGCGGAUCCUCGAAGUGUUCAGUCAGCUCCAGCUACCAUCCUCAUGGCUCCUCCAAGCCGCCCCGGGAGUGGUCUCCCUCCUACUCCCUCGUCUUACGGCCGCGGAGGCCCCUCGAAUGUAGGCCCCUCCGGGUCUUCAGCCCGAACCGGGACCCCAUCUGGUAUUUCAGCCUCUGGUGGUAAGACUGGUUCUCUGGUGGAGAACCCUUUGUACGAGGACUUGAACCUCGCGGCCAACAACAUUUACUACCGCGAUCGCCGAGAGCCACUGCCCCAGCAUGUUGCCAACCUUGUCCAGAGAGUUCAGCGAGAGCGUACCUCGCCCACUCCAUCCAUCAGCGAUAUCCUGGCUGAUGAUGGUCUGGCUGCCCGAGAGAGAGGCGCAGGCGAACCUACUGUUGAACAGUACUUCCAGAACAACCUGGUUCCACAGCCCCCUCGCAACGACCCCCUGAAGCGAAGCGACAAGGCUCCCUUCCAGAAGCACGCGGUUCCCAACACUGGAACCCAGUACCGAGUCAGCAACCCUACUCCAGACGUCACUUCUGGUUACAACCUCAGCGCUUUCAACACGGCCCAGAAAAUGCAGCUUGGCAAGACGCCCAACAUGUCUGCGAUGAACAACGAGGGCAUGUGCUUCCCGUUCUUCAUUCUUGAAUUCAAGGGCGAUGGACCCUCAAGCAAUGGGAGUCUUGCCUCCUUCAGCAUCGCCAUGAACGGCACCGAGGCUCGUCUUUUCAUCUCGUGGAAGCAGCAAGACUUAUUCAACGUCCAAAAGGUUCGAAGCUUUGCUCUUCAGGAGCCCGACCACUUCAUUGAGUUCCGCAAGUAUGUUCGCAACAUCAUCGACUGGGGCCGCGACGAGCGCCUUCGAAGCAUUCAAGCUGCCCUGGACACUCUCAUUGAAGAGGGACGCAAGGCUACUUUGAAGGCUCGACCCCCUCCUGCCCGACCUAUGUCUUCUCUUGGGCCUACCAAGCGACAGAAGCCCUUCUAG
Messenger RNA from Fusarium keratoplasticum, 1248 nucleotides. RefSeq lists its product as uncharacterized. The record is from RefSeq and is a predicted model, not a curated record. NCBI's taxonomy places the organism in Eukaryota, Fungi, Ascomycota, Sordariomycetes, Hypocreales, Nectriaceae. The coding region runs from base 1 to 1248 and encodes 415 amino acids. The transcript is spliced from 3 exons.